AUGAAUUUGCAAAUUAUUAUUUUUACCUUCAUCGGAGUACUAGCUGUAUCUCUAUCCGUAGCUGGGGUUGAUGUUGCGUCCCUCCAGGCGCACACCAUUAAAUACAAUGACCCCUUUGUUGAUGAACAUCAAGUGGUUUGUGAUGCCCUGAAAACACCUGAGGAAACAGAACAUGAAAAGUUUUACAAGCUGUCAAACUCCAGCGGUGGGUCCUUAGGGUACGACGACAUGCUUAAACUCACCGUCUGGAAUAUGAAGCGUGGGUUUAAGUAUAGAAGUCUCGAAUACCAACUGAACUUUCCCCAACUUAGUUGGCGUAAGCAGAUUCUGGACGACAUUUUUGACAUCUUCAAGCUUGCAUGUCACAAUGCCUACGUUCCGGCAGAAUUUCUGAAUAUUAUUUACGAAAUGGUUAUGAUUUAUUACAACAACAUUUUCCCCAUCAUUAAGGAGCCUGAACCUUCUCGUUGGAACUCCACGUCAGAUAUUCUUGAGCGUUGUAAAAGUUUAAUGCAUCAGUUACCCCUUCAUGACAUUGCUGGAACGAUUGAUUUUGUCGCCAUUGGUGGGCGUGAGGUUCAUCUAAAUCCUCCAGCCGAAAUGGCCGACUCUAUUCCGAAUCUUGAUGUUUUUAUUGAAACGUUGUGGUGGGCCUUCUCAUUUUCAUACGGUGCCUGUUACUACCCUGCCGGUUAUCGUUCCGUUUGGGCUCCCAAGUACAAAAAGUUAUUUUACGAGGACUUCAUACAUCCACUGAUUGGACGCUGGGUCAAUUCGAAUGCCAAUUAUGGUGUCAUGAUUGGAAACUUUGACGUGGAAAGCAUAAUGCAAAAUGUUCGAAGUUGCACCCACGCAGCUUACGCCAUGUAUUCAAUCCACGACAGGGAACUGGUCCGCCCACUCCGGUCACCUGAUGGGGUCAAUUACAAAACUGGGGACACCAUCCUCGAUCAUGACGGCGACGAAUUGAAUAGCAUCGACUAAACCGAAUUAAAGGAACGCCAUGCAUUACAUUUCAACUUGCAUUUCAACUAAAUAAAAUGAAUACAAGCAUGA
Folsomia candida is the source of this 1056-nucleotide messenger RNA. RefSeq lists its product as uncharacterized. The coding region runs from base 1 to 984 and encodes 327 amino acids. The record is from RefSeq and is a predicted model, not a curated record. Lineage: Eukaryota; Metazoa; Arthropoda; Collembola; Entomobryomorpha; Isotomidae. The transcript has 6 exons.